AUGUUGGUGUUGAUGCUAGUAGCGACCUUGCAACUCUGCUCGAUGGCCAGAGCUCAGCCGCUGUGCCGUAUUCACACAGUGAGGACAGGAAAGACGUUUGGUGUUGGACAGCAAGCUCAAGGGGACCUCCUGUAUUUUUCAUUUAUGACAACACGCUUGAUUAAACAUCCUUGUAAGAAAAACAUAGCCUUGUAUCUAGGACGACAACUUUUUUUCACAACAAAUAACUUUGAGAGUAGUCUCCUUCCAUUUGCCAUCCCUACGUCAAUGCAGGUUGGCAUACCAGAAGUAACAUCGGCACAUUUUGCUGGUUCGGUAUUGCUCUUAGUAGUGAAUCAAAAAGUCUAUAUUUAUGAUUAUGAAGCCAGUUCCUGGAGUGCAUCUACAGGUAUAAAACACCCUGUCUCACAUAUUUCUGGUGACAAUUGUUGCUAUAGUGAACAUCCCUUUUGCUUGGAAAUAAGUAAUUCCAUUUUUGCUUAUGUGCAUGGAGAUCAGAUAUCUCAGGCCAACAUAUAUUUCUCAAAGUCCUGGGGAUACAGAUUUCAGAAGUAUGCCCAUGAAGGACAGGCAGAACUAGUCGGGUCUUUGGGUGGGAUCUUCUACUUUCACUCCUUGUCCCAGGUUGGCCUGCUUCUCAUCGACCAGGGGAGGGCCAAGUUCUGGUACUUGGACCACCCCCUGAACUACAGUUUUGGGCUGCCCUUUGACUACAAUGGUACUCUUGACAUCCUCAUCACCCCGGGCCAGAAAGGCAUUCUGAUCUUCUGGUUCGAGAAAAGCCUGUUAAUUUCCAAAAAUGCAGGUCAGCUCGUCAACCCUGUCCGUGUGCGAGAGGGACGGCGCACCUUGCAUUCCAUUUUUGAAGCCAACAUCACCAUCUACAACGUGGCUGCCAAUGAAAAUGAACUGGCAGUUUUAACUCAGGAGAGUAAUUUGUAUUAUGGCAGCCUGGGAAUCCUGACAAGUUUUCUAAUCAAAUUUGCACACCAAAACAUCUGGUCCCAAGAGGCAGCCCUGAUGUUCACUAACCCGGGGAUGCUUGAAAUCCUGACCCCACUUCCUGAUUCAGUUUUUCCAGCUUUUGAUUUCCAGAAGUGCCCCGUGAACAUUCAGGCAAUUCUCAUGGACCCCCAACUCCAAGUUGACGUCUGCAAAGUAGAAAUUCUGCAAGGAGAUUUUGAUAACAAAAUGUACAUCAUUGAUAUGAACAGCGAAUUGGAGUUGACCGCCCUGAUGAUACCCAGGCCAGGCACGUCACCCGUCCCACUCGCAACGGUGAGCAAUCCCCACUCUUUGGGGCUUCAGGCCAUCAUCUACGAAGACGGCUACACCUACGAAGGGAACACCAAGUACAGGCUGAACAUUUCCCUGAGGCAGCAGCACCUCUGGGGCAGGACUGACCCCAACUUCACCUCCAGCAUAAAGAGACCCACAAUCUCCACCAUCACUGUGGACAUUGCCAACAAGGAAAUUUCGUGCGUGGACCUCAAGCCCCUGACGGCGCUCAUUUCAGUUGGUUGUGACCUGACGAAAAAGAUCAUCAUUCAGAAUGAAAUCUCAGCCUGUUACAAAGGCUUCCUCGACCCCGUGGCCCUUCAGGACAAUUACAGCUACGUCAUUGAGAAGGAAGCCUAUGACCCCAACUUCCGAGGGCAGCCGGCCACCAAGGACCUGGUGGUGCAUUACCCUUACGAGAAGCUGGGCUGUCCCCUCCUUGUCUACUACAACACCCCAUGGAAGCCCGUGAUGGAACUGUGGCGGGAAGGAAAGUUCCAGGAGAUUGUCGAGGCAGAGUUCGUCCUGCUGGAGGUGAACGGGCUGUUUACCUACACGUACUCCCUGACGGCGGGCACCGCGCUCUGCAUUUCCCAGCCGCAGAACUGGACCACCAUCCUGGAGAACGCUGGUGACAAGGGGCCCUUCGCCUGGGACCGAGAGAACUACGUGAGCUGCCACGAUCCCAACAGCGAUGCUCCCUUGAAAUGGCCAAAAGCUCGAUAUCAGAUCUUGGGAGGCCCAACAGCAAACAAGGUCGUUUUUGACCAAAGGAACGGAAUCUAUGUCUUUUUUAUUUCUGUCGUGGACCCAUACUACAGCUACUGUUGGCUGGAGACCACCUUCAGUGUUUAUGUGUAUGGGGCACUCCCACGGAUCUCCAUCCCACUGGAGAUCACCAUCAUCGUGCUCAUGCUGGCGAUCCUGCUGUCCGUGUGGCUGGCCUACAUGAUUCCCACACUGCUACGCACGGAGAAGGGCCACGGGUUCAAAGGGUUCUGGGUCAGUCUGUGCAAAAGGUGUAGAAAGUCAUGUGCGUGUUUCCAAAGCAGGCGCUGA
Messenger RNA from Molossus molossus (Pallas's mastiff bat), 2337 nucleotides. RefSeq names its product cation channel sperm associated auxiliary subunit delta (gene CATSPERD). The coding region runs from base 1 to 2337 and encodes 778 amino acids. The record is from RefSeq and is a predicted model, not a curated record. Gene Ontology annotation, biological process: flagellated sperm motility; sperm capacitation. Gene Ontology annotation, cellular component: sperm principal piece; CatSper complex. Lineage: Eukaryota; Metazoa; Chordata; Mammalia; Chiroptera; Molossidae. The transcript has 22 exons.